AGGAGGUGGCGGCGGUCAGCCAUAUUGUCUCUGAUACAGCAGAAAUCACACACCGGCGACGAAGGGUGGCGAGGACUGCUGGGGUGACCAAACUGAGCUUGUUGGAAAGCAAUUCGGUCGUCGAAUUGAUCAAAGGGGCUAUCCCACCGUGCCCCUGGUGGCCCCUCCCCCCGUCCUCAGGUAAAACCCCUCCCCCCAAACCCCCUUUCCCUGUUUGCAUCAACCCCCCCUCGCCCCCUUUUACCUUCCCUCCUCUUCCUCCCUCCUUCCCACCCGUCCCCCACCUCCCAAUACUCCAACCGUCCUCCGCUGCAGUAAGGCCUUCCCACCAUCUCUGCCAAGCUGUCGGACAUGUCAGGACCCGUGCCGAGCCGGGCCCGAGUGUACACCGAGGUCAACACUCACCGGCCGAGGGAGUACUGGGACUACGAGUCCCACGUAGUGGAAUGGGGAAACCAGGAUGACUUCCAGCUGGUGCGGAAGUUGGGCCGAGGCAAGUACAGUGAAGUCUUCGAGGCCAUCAACAUCACCAACAAUGAGAAGGUGGUGGUGAAGAUACUGAAGCCCGUCAAGAAAAAGAAAAUCAAGCGUGAGAUCAAGAUUUUGGAGAAUCUACGUGGAGGUCCGAACAUCAUCUCCCUCAUUGAUAUUGUUAAAGACCCUGUAUCUCGGACACCUGCUUUGGUCUUUGAACACGUCAACAACACAGACUUCAAGCAACUGUACCAGACCCUGACAGACUAUGACAUCCGAUUCUACAUGUACGAGAUCCUCAAGGCUCUAGACUACUGCCACAGCAUGGGCAUCAUGCAUAGAGACGUAAAGCCUCAUAACGUGAUGAUCGACCAUGAACACCGCAAGUUACGCCUUAUUGACUGGGGUCUGGCAGAGUUCUACCACCCAGGACAGGAGUACAACGUCAGAGUGGCCUCCCGCUACUUUAAAGGACCGGAGCUCCUGGUGGACUAUCAGAUGUAUGACUACAGUCUGGACAUGUGGAGCCUGGGCUGUAUGCUGGCCAGCAUGAUCUUCAGGAAGGAGCCCUUCUUCCACGGACAUGAUAAUUAUGACCAGUUGGUGAGAAUAGCCAAGGUUUUGGGGACAGAAGACCUCUACGACUACAUCGACAAAUACAACAUUGAGCUAGAACCUCGUUUCAACGACAUCCUGGGAAGGCAUUCCCGUAAGCGGUGGGAGCGCUUCGUCCACAGUGAGAACCAACACCUGGUCAGCCCAGAGGCUCUGGACUUCCUGGACAAGCUGCUGCGCUAUGAUCACCAGGCCCGGCUGACUGCCCGCGAGGCCAUGGAUCACCCUUACUUCUUUCCCAUCGUGAAGGAUCAGUCUCGUGUGGUCGGUUCAGCUAACCUGCCCAGUGGGAACACAGCUGUUAGCACAGCCAGCAUGAUCACUGGUAUCUCUGCCUUGCCAGCCUCCACUGCCCUUGGCCCGCUCACUGGCUCGCCGGUCCUGUCUGCUGCCACCAACGUCCUGAGCACCCCGGUGCCCGCUGCAGCCGGCGCCCCGCAGUGACACCCUAUCCACCCAACCCCACCCCCACACCUCUCCUUCCCCCAAUCUCUCCCACAACCACCCAAGCCAGGGGGGUGCAAGGGGGAAAAAACUAGACAGGUGCCACUCUCCACAUCCAACCUAACUCAGCGUGACCGCGCCUCUCACCACCCUCCUGGCUGGAGGGAGCCUGUCGUUUAAGAAAAGAAAGAUGUUUUUUUUCUGUUCUAUCCAUCCUUUCCUCUUUUUUUCCCCCUCCCUCCCCCCCUUCCUCGAACGAACGUGUUAACCUGACAUCCGAAAUGAAUGUUCUGUGUAAUUGAAAUAUACAGGUAACUCCAAUCAUUCUCCGACAAAAGCCGUAGUGAAUAACUAAAAAGGGGCGCGUGUGUGCGUGCGUGUGUGUUGUUGUGCGGUGAGUCCAGGAGCGAUCGUGCACGGCUGAUUCAUGUUUUUUUUUUUUUUUUUUUUUUUUUAAAUUAAAGUUUGGAUUGUGAAGGCACUGGUUAAUAAGUACAUCAGCAGAAGGUGAAAGGAAAGAGCUGUUGGCCAUCAGGACCAAAAAAAAGGAGCAGAUCCUGAAUAGUUUACUACCGCAGCAUCGUCAAAAAAACAAAUCAUCCCCCCCUCCUCCUCCUCAGAUUGAGUCGAAACCCCCUCCAGAUCACAGCAUUUUUGGAAAUGUUUGGUGCUGUUCUGUGCUCCAGGUGUAUGUGAACACAAUGACACUUCAACACUUUCUCUGCCUGAGUAGUUUUUUGUCUUGCCUUUCUUACCAAAACCAGAUCACCAGUCUUCUUUUUGAUAUAUGCGGACCCCCCCCUCCUCCUCCUUACCAUCACGUCACGCCCUCCAUUCAUUUGUUUUUUGUACUGAAAUGUUCUGGACUGCUGGAUAAAUAAUAAGGUUCAUUCACCAUCAAGUGGUUUGAUCAGCAGUAGUGUUGUACUAUAAAUCCUCUUUCAAAGAAGCCAGGUAAGGUUCAUUCAGGUUCUCCAAGACAUGGUUUCUCAAACGUGCUGCUUUUUUCCACUUCCUUGAAUUACUUCAAGUGGCUUUUCUUGAAUUCCUUCAAGACAUAACCAAAGUUUACUCAGUCGGUUGGAAAGAAGAGACUGACCACAACCGAGCUUUGUUCGAAUGGAAGUUACUCGUGGAGAGAUGCUGUAACGCAGGUUGACAAUGUUGGUUCUAGUUAAACACGGUCACAUGAUGUAAUAAUUCUCUGCAGGUGACUGAAGUGCUGUUUUUAGAUGAAGAGAGUUCAGUUCAGUGAAGUGUAGUGACAUGGGUAAGCUUUGUGAUGAGUAUUACACAUUAUUGGCUAUUUACCAACAUUAUGAGGGGAAGUUUUGAAGUUCUAAUAAUGACUAGCACUUGAAGGGUAGAGUACCCCCCCCCCCCCCCCCCCCCCCCAGUAUUUUAGUGCCAGAGUUUGAAAAGUGUAAGUUUUAGAUCCUGCUGUACAUACGCAUCUUUUUUUUUUUUUUUUUUUUUUUUCAUUUCAAAACCUGGAAAAUGCAAAUAAAUCAGAACAUGUAUACAUUGGCCUGAGAACGGAGCAGUUUGAGUCCCUACAUCACUGUAUAUAUUUUUAUGUUCUUAUGUAGAAGACUAGUAUUUGAAAAUAUUUGUGUAAAUAAACACGUGUUUUAUUU
Messenger RNA from Scomber scombrus (Atlantic mackerel), 3170 nucleotides. It is a transcript of the gene csnk2a4, whose product is annotated as casein kinase 2, alpha 4 polypeptide. Gene Ontology annotation, molecular function: ATP binding; protein serine/threonine kinase activity. The coding region runs from base 352 to 1533 and encodes 393 amino acids. Gene Ontology annotation, biological process: protein phosphorylation. The record is from RefSeq and is a predicted model, not a curated record. The transcript is spliced from 13 exons. NCBI's taxonomy places the organism in Eukaryota, Metazoa, Chordata, Actinopteri, Scombriformes, Scombridae. Gene Ontology annotation, cellular component: nucleus; protein kinase CK2 complex; cytosol.